This is a messenger RNA of Daphnia magna, 1230 nucleotides long. RefSeq lists its product as uncharacterized. The record is from RefSeq and is a predicted model, not a curated record. NCBI's taxonomy places the organism in Eukaryota, Metazoa, Arthropoda, Branchiopoda, Diplostraca, Daphniidae. The coding region runs from base 1 to 1230 and encodes 409 amino acids. The transcript has a single exon.
AUGGAGCCAAUGGAUGUCUCAAAGGAAUGCUCCGUAAUCUCCCAUCCCAGUUCUCUUAAAAGACUCAGACGUCAAUCUGUCUCCUCCUCCAGCAGCUCAGACUCUUUCCUAGUUUCAAACCAGUCUAUCCUUUUACACGUGAUUAUUUCUUUCCCGUCUCUCAAAAAGUGCUUCAAGCAGUUAUCCUUAAAUGAACGUAAAUCUAUCUUGUCAGCCUUAUCGAUCAAUUUCCCUCUCACGUCCACCCGUGUUGACGCUGGCGGGGAUCUCUUUGUCCACGCCGAUGAUCAGUCAACCAGAGACUUGUUGUUACAACAAGAAAAAUUAGGGGAUAUCGAAGUAAAGUGUAGCCGCACAAACCGAGAAACCGAGUGCAAAAAAAUCAUCUUCGGGGUCCCAAAAGAAGAUGCUGAAGAGGAAAUAGUAGCGGAGCUCUCUCGGUACGGAGUUAUCAAGGUCCUUAGACUAAGAAAGCGCUUUGGAGAUGUUCAUGUUACCACAGAGGCUGUCAUUUUGUGGUUUAGCUGCGCGCCGCCAUCCGAAGUUCUGAUCGCAAACGAAAUCUUUCGUACCCAUGAUCCCCGGCAACGCCCCCUGUUAUGCAGGAAUUGCUGGCUCCUCGGGCACACAGCAUCUAGAUGUCGUCAGAAAGAGCGCAACUGCAACAGCAAUAGGCACACCUCUGACGACAAAUCAUGCCCUGCUUACCGCAUGAAACAAAAAAUUCUAAAUUUCGCCCAAGCGGAGAAUUUGUCGUUCCACCAAGCCAAAGAGUUUCUGUCCAAAAAUGCACCUCAUCAACAAUCUUCACCCGCUAAAUCGUUGUCCGUCUCACUUCCCUCCCAUCAAAAAAGCACCACACCCUUACCAGCUCCAAAUGACGCCCAGAUUGAAGCACUUCAGCUAGAAGUGACUAAGCUACAAGUGGAAGUCAAAUCCCUCAGGUCUCAUCUAUUGAAAUACACACCCCUUGACAUAACUACAAAGAUGCAAGAAAACAUCACUUCAACUAAGAAUCUAUAUGAAAAUCUCAAAACCACUCUUGAUUCUAUCGCUCCCGUCAUGGUAAGAUUGACUCCAAACAUCCCUUACAUCGAAGAAAUUUGCCGAAUCGUCCGCCAACAAAAUCAAAAUACAAGCUCCACACCCACUUUACUCUCGACCGAAGGCUCAGACACAAACCAACAUGUAACGACGCACCCGGGAUCUCAAAAACCUCGCCAUGAAUAA